Molecule: messenger RNA, 2122 nt
Organism: Coregonus sp. 'balchen'
Lineage: Eukaryota; Metazoa; Chordata; Actinopteri; Salmoniformes; Salmonidae
Source: the annotation of a GenBank genome assembly
AUGUUCCUGAACUUUGGGGCUGUGAGCAAGACUAGCACAAACCGCGGGGAUUGGCUUACCGAGAACGUGGAACUCACUGCUAAAGGAGGCAGAGAUGAUCGCAACUAUCUAUGGGUUAGUGAGUGCUCCCUGGUGAUUUCAUUCGUUUUGUUUUGUGGGACAUGUAAAGAUACUUUACUCUUCCUAUUUUUUAGGGCAGACCUUAAACAACAUUUACACACUAAAAAUACAAUGCACUUAAAUAAAAAUGUAUCUGAUGUUUUCAUACCUUUCAUAAGUAGUGUUCCGUUGAGAUAAAUACACAUCCCAGGCUAUCUAUUGCGUAGAUCCAUAAAUACACAUCCCAGGCUAUCUAUUGUGUAGAUCCAGCUACAUGUCACAAUCCCAAAUUAAUGGAAAAGAUGAGCACUAUGUAAUUUCCAGAUUUGCAGUGCGUAUCUUUUCCCAUUCAUUUGGGGUUAAGGAAUAGUUGGAUCUGCACAACCGAUGGUGAAGCAUGUGGACUCAUUGACAUUAGGCUUCUUUUGAGUUCUGAAAACAUCUGACAAAGUCUGAUUUUGGAGUGUAAUGCUCUUCCCUUUCAAUUUUAUACAAAUGCUACGUUUAGAUGCAAGAGCUCGAAAAACUAAUGAUUUCAGUCUGGCCUACCAAUCUGUCUUCACAGGUGUCGCUGAAAAUGCGGUCCGAAACCCCGUUUCUGUCCCUGGUCCUGCCCAGUAUACUGAUCAUUGUGGCUGAUGUGGUGAGCUUUGCCCUGCCGCUGGGAGGGGGCGAGCGUAUCUCCUUCAAGGUUACACUGGUUCUCAGCUUCAUCAUGUUCCUCAUCAUCCUCAAGGAUCUUCUGCCUGGAGGAGGCCAGUGCAGCCCCAUCAUCCGUGAGUGUUCUGCGUGGAACAGCAUUUUGUUAUAAAGGGUGUGUAUGUAACAGAGUUAAGAACGUGCCAUAGGCUUUUUUCACAGCUAGCUUGAAAUGUUGCCAAGGGAGCUAUCAAAUUUCUAUAGCUCAAUUGGUUGGUACGUUGUCAAGGAGGACGGUCACGUGUGUUUGCGAGCAGUGAUCCUGAACAGCAACAGUGAUCCUAGUGAUCCUUUGUGAGCAGAGGAUCACUAUUUCUAGCCCGGUAUGUUACAGGGACAGUAAAGGAAGCUAUACUGUUAGCAACACACUGACAUCGGUUUCAUGUAUACAGCACCUCUCUGCCACCAUAUAACAAUCACACAUCUCUCUCUCUUGUUGUUCUCCAUAGGAAAGCAAUUCUGUUUCUGUUUGGUCAUCCUGGUGUUGAGCAUGUUGCAGUCUAUGGUGCUCACACGUCUGGCUAAGUGUGGCACUCUCCGGCCCUGCAGCCUCUCCAAGUCCAAAGACUCACUCCUUAAAGACACAGACAAUGAAGAGGGUAAACUUUUAAAUUCUUCUGUCAUCUCAGUUACCCACAGAGCAAGAUAUAUUUUUCUGGUUGCCAAAGAAGACGUUAACAAAACGUCCUUAUACAACCAUUUAUAACCAGACUAUGACGUCAUAAUGACCUUAUUGCAACCAGUUUUACUGGGUACCCCAUUUAAAAAAAUCUAAAUCACCAUAAACUAGUCAAGUUGUAUUUUAUUGAUGCACAACCUUUUCAUUAUUACCCUUUAGCUGCAGUUAAAGCUUGCAGUUGACAUCUUUCCCAGUAUAUUUUCUUGUUACCAUCAUGUCUCGUGUGUACGCUGGUCUGGCCAGCUUCUCCAUUUGAUGUUUAAUCUGUCACUGAAAACUAUGUCCUGAAUGGUUUUUACAAAAAUGUCAAUAAUUUUUACCUCUUUGUUUAAUUAUGUUAUUUUAAUUAUGUUGUCAAUUUUUUUCUCUGAUUUACUUUGUCUAGAAUCCAGGCCUGAUAUUACUGUCAUCAAACUGAAAGCCUCAGAGGAAGAGAAGAAUUCACCCCUCCAGAAGGUGGUGAAGUUUCUCAACAAAAUGGCUGCACAAGACCAGAAAAGAGUUAGACACCAUCGCUUUGCCAACAAAGUAGACUUGAUCUGUUUCUGUAUCUAUCUCACCAUCCUCAUUGUUUAUACAGUCGCCAUUUUAUAUUUCUCCUUUGGUUCUCGGUGUGAGAUCAACCAAUUAGAAUUCUGGCCAUAA